Molecule: messenger RNA, 799 nt
Organism: Portunus trituberculatus (swimming crab)
Lineage: Eukaryota; Metazoa; Arthropoda; Malacostraca; Decapoda; Portunidae
Product: integumentary mucin C.1-like
Exons: 4
Coding region: 124-453 (109 amino acids)
Source: RefSeq, a predicted model, not a curated record
GUGCGCAGCGAUAGUGAUCCGUGGAGUGAGGUGGUUGUGUGUGUCCGUCAAUCUUUUGUAUUUACGCGUUUGUAUAAGGCGGCAGGAGCAGAAAUCCCCGGGCCGCGCUGCACAAAGAAAAGGAUGGGCUGGUGGUGCCAAGAUGAACCACUCCCAACAUAUCUACUCGUAGGAGGAGAAAUCAUCACCACCACAACACUGGACAUCGACUACCACCUGUCGACCACUACCGUUACCACCCCUGUUAAAACAACAAGACCUUCAAUCCAUUUUGAAACCACAAAAACAAAUACUACAAAUGCUACCACAACUGCUACCACCACCACCACCACAACCACCAGCACCACCACCACCAUCACCACGACCAUCACCACCACCAUCACCGCCGCCGCCACCACCUCUGCCGCCAGUCCAGAAUCAUUCAAUGCACGAACAAGAUUCAAGAGUUUAUGAAUUAUAUAGCAAUCCUUCCACUGAAGGACACUGAAUGCCUGCAGCAGUAUUAAAAAAAGUAGUUAGUGCUUGAAGGAAUAUGAAGGAAACCCUAAGGAAGGUUGGUUCAUCAGUCGAUGUAUUAUUUAUUUCUUUAAUUUUUUACUUUAAAGUUUCGGUGGUUAGUAAUACGGUCUAACAUUUCCAUUAACGCAUAAUGAAACUAUGUUGAAGAUACAUCAUGGUGACUGUUUGGUUUGUGUAGAGGAAAUUGAGAGUGAAAUAUCAGAAUAAUGGCAAAAGUUUGAUGGAGGAGUUAAACUCUUUGUCGGUUGGGCAGUUCUUUGCAAUAAAUUCAUCAAUUUAA